AAUAACUCUACCGACUCGUCAGCGGAGUUUCAACGGCAAAAAACCGGUGACCGUCCUUCUGUUCCGGCGAAACUUCCGCUCUCGCUUUAUUUGACAUUUUUGUCUAUUUUCCUCUAGUUUCUGUUCACCGGCUUUACUGUACACAUGUCGAUUUUUGGAUUCUGCACAUCCUGCAAAAGAUUCCUUAGGACUACUGUGAUCAUCUCGCCAUCUCCAUUUUCUCUUCCAUUCCCUAGGUUUUCUCUGCUAAUUUUCCCUUCUCACCUUUGUUCAUUGUCGAAGUGUAAAAGUAGGCAUAAACUUCUGGAAAAUGGCAAACCGGAUGAAGGAAGAUGAGAGAAUUGAAAGGGCCAUUCGUAGUCUCUUGAAACUUCCUGAGAAUCGAAGAUGUAUCAACUGCAACUGUCUGGGUCCACAGUAUGUAUGCACAACGUUCCUGACAUUUGUUUGCACAAACUGUAGUGGAAUCCAUCGAGAAUUCACACAUCGCGUGAAAUCUGUAUCAAUGGCAAAGUUUACUGCAGAAGAAGUUAGUGCUCUUCAAGAAGGAGGGAAUGAGCAAGCAAGGAAAAUUUAUUUUAAGAAGUGGGAUCCUCAGCGUAACUCUUAUCCUGAUGGCAGUAAUCUCCAUCGACUUCGAGAUUUUAUCAAACAUGUAUAUGUGGACAAAAAGUACACUGGUGAGAGCAAUGAUAAGCUCCCAACUUUGAGGCUGAAUGACAGAGAUGAGACGUAUGGAAGCAAGAAGAUCAUCAAUGCAUAUUCUCUCAGGUCUAGAAGUCCACAUUAUGAGGAUAGGUACGAAUGGUCUAAUAAUGAAAGAGUUGUUAAUGCUGGAAGAGAAAGAAGAAGUCCACAUUCUGCUCAAGAAAGUUCUAGAUCUGGAAGCUCUCGGAAAACUACUCUCCGGUUUGAGGUUGUUGAUGAUAGGUUUCGAGAUGAUGGAAAUGGCAGGAGAUAUGAAGGUCUUAACUUUGCAAAUAGGGAUUCCAAAAUAGCCAGGUCAAAUGAUCCUAAGAAGAAAAUGGAAAGGUCAAGCUCUGCAGUUACCUGCCCUGAUAUUUUAGGGGAUUAUCCUCCUCCUAUGCAGGAGGGCAAGGUUCAGGUAUGGUAAUUACUAUUUUUUUUU
This is a messenger RNA of Carica papaya (papaya), 1129 nucleotides long. The record is from RefSeq and is a predicted model, not a curated record. Lineage: Eukaryota; Viridiplantae; Streptophyta; Magnoliopsida; Brassicales; Caricaceae.